This is a messenger RNA of Frieseomelitta varia, 965 nucleotides long. RefSeq names its product vacuolar protein-sorting-associated protein 36-like. The record is from RefSeq and is a predicted model, not a curated record. Lineage: Eukaryota; Metazoa; Arthropoda; Insecta; Hymenoptera; Apidae. The coding region runs from base 57 to 950 and encodes 297 amino acids. The transcript is spliced from 4 exons.
AGUUAACGUACAUACCAUAUGAUCCAAAUCAAGUACUCGGCGUGAGUGGCAGUUACAUGGGCAAUUCCCAAUUGGUACAGAGACCUGGCCCGAACGUACAAGCCUCGGCUAAUAGUUAUUAUAGUGCAACUUCGGCUGAUGUAUUCCCCGGAUCGCAAACAGGUUUCUAUCAGCCGGGCGGUGCUACGCAACAGACCGGCACUCAUUACGGACUUCAGGGAUUUGGUCAGCACAGCCAGAGCUUGGCAACCGGCAGUGCUGCUCCUGUUGGACUUCAAAACUUCAGCUCAGGCUUUUUAUCUAGUUCGGGAUUACAGAUUGCUGCAGCUGCAGCGGCUCAGCAGUUUCGCAAUCCAACAGGAGGACUGCCCGGACCAGCAAACGCAGGUCCUACUUUUCUUAGCAAACAUCAACCGCAAGAUCAGCCCAGGCAAUUGAAGAGUCCAUCGGGGAAUCAGCAAGAUGUCCUUGCAUCAGUUUUUAGUUCUACUUCGCAAAUACCAUCUCCAAAAUCAAGGAACUGUAAACAGCAAUCUUCAUCUCAGCAGCCACAACCUAGUCCGACACAACAUCAUAAAUAUCAACAGUACCAAAGUGUUAGUCAGUCAACUUUGAUUUUACAACAAAAUAUACGUGGUAUGGGGAUGCCACCACGCGCUGGAAUUCAACCGUCACAGCAAAGAUAUCCACCGCCUAUUCAGAGACCAGUUGUUCCAUUUACACCGGGUCCAAAUCCGAACAAUCCUUCGCAACAACAGCAACAGCAACCGAAUUGCAUGCCAUCACAACAGCAGCAGCAGCAACAAGUUCAAAUCAACCGUCACAGACCAAACCUGCAUCAACAACAACAGCAGCAACGAAAUAUGAAAAUGCAACAACAAUACUAUUCCACCCAAGGUUUGCGCUUAUUCCACGAUAACACGAACAUUCGCCACGGAACUCGUAAAUAAUUCAAUCGCAAUAAU